GCGGGCCCGUCUGCAGAAAGGUGUUUGAAUUCCAAGCCCAGCAGCCGGUGCCUGCGGGAGACGAACAAUGCUGGAAGUGCUGUAGCUGAGCCGGAGAUGGAUAGUGUCAGCAGCAACAGGAACAUGUCUUACAGUAGAUGGAGUUACAACAGUGUUCUGGAAGAUGAGGGGAGCAGCCUGCGUCAGCAGAAGCUUGACAGGCAGCGGGCACUGCUAGAGCAGAAGCAGAAAAAAAAGCGCCAGGAGCCACUAAUGGUCCAGUCCAAUGUGGACAGUCGGACGAGGACGCGCAGGACGAAGCAUUCGGAGGAACAGGCGCCGUUGGUUGAGUCGUAUCUUAACAGCAACAGCAGCACAAUAUAUCAGGCAGUGCAGGAGGCCGAACAGGAAGAUGUAAAGGUGGUAGUGGACGCCCAAGCUCCGAAACCAACUAAAAAAACCAAGGGAGCAGCUGCAAGCUGUCAGACUAGCAGCACCAGAAAGGAGAAAAAAGGGAAACACAAAGGGAUUGAUGGCCCAGCUGCUUUUCAAGAUGAUGUUCAGAAGAUAGGAAGUCAAGUGCAGAUUCUCACUGUUGGACACUCCAGCCAUGAUGAAGAUGAUGGAGAGAAAGUGGCUAGUAGUCAACAACAGCAAAGCAAACAAGAUCUUAGAACAGCAAUGCAGAAAAAAGAUCCCCAUGCAAAUCCAUCCUGGUCCUCUUCCACCUCCCAAUCCAGUCUUGUCGCCCUGGAUCAUGUUCCUGGCAUAUCAAGUAGCAUGAAUUUUGAUGAGGAAGAAGAUGAGGAAGAUGAAGACAGCUCCAGUUCUUCACAGUUAAACAGUAACACCCGGCCUGGUUCUGCCACAAGCAAGAAAUCCAACAAGGAAGCGGCCUCAGCCCCCAGUCCUUCCACAAAUGAGCCUCUCAUAGACGUCGAUGACCUGGAGGAAUUUGCCAUAAGACCUGCUCCACAGGGUGUCACUGUCAAAUGCAGAAUAACAAGAGACAAGAAGGGAAUGGAUCGAGGGAUGUACCCUACUUAUUACCUCCACUUGGAAAGGGAGCAUGGUAAAAAGGUCUUUCUGUUAGCUGGACGGAAACGAAAGAAGAGUAAAACCUCUAAUUACCUCAUCUCUAUAGACCCAACUGACCUGUCUCGGGGUGGAGAGAGUUUUAUUGGAAAACUGAGAUCAAAUCUUAUGGGAACUAAGUUUACAGUUUAUGACAAUGGAGUAAAUCCAAUGAAAACAACAUCAAGCCUGGAGGCGAGUACCCUGCGUCAGGAGCUAGCUGCUAUUUGUUAUGAAACAAAUGUCUUGGGGUUUAAAGGACCUCGCAAAAUGAGUGUGAUCAUACCAGGAAUGAAUAUGGACCAUGAAAGAGUUUCCAUCAGGCCACGAAAUGAACAUGAGACACUUCUUGCAAGAUGGCAGAACAAAAACACAGAGAGUGUCAUUGAGCUGCAUAACAAAACGCCAGUCUGGAAUGAUGACACCCAGUCCUAUGUUUUAAAUUUCCAUGGUCGAGUCACACUGGCCUCGGUGAAAAACUUCCAAAUUAUUCAUGACAAUGAUCCUGACUAUAUAGUGAUGCAGUUUGGCCGCGUGGCUGAGGAUGUGUUCACCAUGGACUACAACUACCCAAUGUGUGCACUUCAAGCCUUUGCAAUUGCCCUUUCCAGUUUUGACAGCAAACUGGCUUGAUGACAGCCCCUCUUAGCAUUCAUGCAAGCAGCCACCAUAUCAGAAAAACACACACAACGGGUUUAUUACGGACGGGUUUAUCACUAAGAGUGCAACUCUUACGUGCUUACUGUCACCCUGCCCUGUAACAGUGCAUGUUUUUCCCUGUGUGCUGUUUCCUACCUUGUGUGUCUGUCACCAGUCAGAGGACACGGCUGCAAAGACGUGCAUGGAAGCUUAGCAAAGAAAAUGCUGAACCGAAGCCAUUAAAAUACAGUUCUCCCAAUACUGAAGAAAGAGCUCCUCCUGAAGGCAAAAAUUGGGACCUGUGGUUCUUUAAGUUAUUUGAAGUUUCCGUGUGUUUGCAUUGCAUAUAAGAAGAUAACACCUUUUUAUUAUACUUGCACUAUUUUGAGCCCUAAGCCCAGAAAAAGGCAUCACAGAAUCCAAGGAACGCAGUUACAGAGAAGCAAACCAAAGUGCAAACAAGCUCCAUUUACAGAUGUGGAGGAACUCCAGCGUGCAGACGAGGCAAUAGGAUGUGCUGGGGAAUGACAGUAGGGUGAUUUUUUUGCUGGAGAAUUGGCCACACCGCUUGGCAUCACUUAGAGUGAGUCACAGAUUUCAGUGUUGGUUGAUACACUAUGAUGGUCACUGCCUGUGCUGUGUUAUGUUGGUAAGAACUCUGCCCAUACCACGUGUUUCUCUCCUGAACAGCCUGAUUUAUGUGCAUAUCUCUUCAUGAUGACACUUCCACCCAUUUAUUUCUAUUUCAGGCCUAAUCCCAAGCCUGCUGGUGUAACUGAAUGUUUCUUUCUAACUUCUCUUGUGUCUCCAUAAUGCCACAUUUCCGUGUCUGUCCCACAGUCCCGAUGUCUUCUUGUCUGUCUUUGUUUCAGAGCAGGCUUAGAUGGAUUGCAAAAAUUGGGCAUUACUGGCAUGAAUACUUCAGAAAGUUGGAUUUGGAAAGGAGGCCAAAAGUUGGCUCUUACACACAUCCCAUGAAGAUUUGUUGACACUCAAAGGGGGAUCUAGAAUGUCUAUUGGUGAAAAAGCUGACCUUUUCCAUUAGAACAUGCUGUCAAAUUCUGUGAUGUCACUACUGCAGCUAAACAGGGCAUUUAGAAGAACAAAACACUGCCCAUGACUUAGGGGAUAAAAUAGUGGAUAACUGAACCUGCACAAGAAUUAGCAAAUCACAGAGGGAGUUUCUCUAAGAAACAAGGUCUGUAAGAAACAAACCUUUUAUGGUGGCUUACUGAAAAACACAUAUGAAAAAGACAAAUAUUGGGGGUUUAUUAAUUUUAUUAGUAGUAUCUUAAAAGUAUAAAAAUCUUUUCUUGUGAUUGAAACUAACAGUUUAUUUCAAAUUAAAAUCCUGUGCUUGGGGACAGGAAAAUCAGAUCAUCUGGUAGUUAUAAACCAUAAAGGGGGGCAUACAUACGUGUCCAGUACCGCUGGAUUCUCAGUAUUAGGGGUGGGCUGGGCUUGAUUUAUGACUUUCCCAAUGUGUUCCAGAGGUAGAUGUGCAAAUAUUUGUUCUGCACACACUCACACAUAUAAAUAUGGAUAUAGUCUUGAAAAAACUUCUUUGGUGGUAUUACUCAGUCUCCUUUCCCUCUGUUCACAGUGACAUAUAAACCAUUAUAUUAAUUUGCCUUGACGUUAAUGAUUUCAAAGUCUCUCUAAAAGAGUCAGAUAUUUGAAACUUCUUCUAUAACAAUUUUGAACAAGUGAUUUUUUUUUUUCUUUUGAAAAGAUUAGAAAAAGUUCUCUCUCGUGCUUUCAUUUAAGUGUCUGUACCUAUUACAGAGAGCCAUCUGCUCUUCCUUUGAGGUGGCUUUUCAGUGGGAUUGAUCUGUGCAGUGAGCCAAUUUCUACCCUGUGAUUACAAGACUGGGGCUUUUGUUUCUCCUUUUUGAACAAUUUCUUAUAUUCGACGGCAAGAAACAAGGGGAAAAGUGUCUGUGCAGGAUGUUUUGUAACUCGUUGCACCUUUGGGAAAUAUCUCAGAAACUAAGUAGUUUUGAGGUGGUUCAUUUCUGAGAGUUCCUAGUAGACACGGAGCUGGUUUUGUACUUUCCAACAUCAUCUUCAUCCAACUAAUGACAGUCUGAAAGAUCCAGUGUUUGGGAGCAGCUGAAGAAAUACCGAUUUUAGAAUGUGUUGUGUCUAUGUCUGCCUGUAAAGAAAAAUAACCUUUGUUUCUGACAUGUUUACUUAAAUUUCAAGAAGUACAAAAUGUGCUACAUGAAUGUUUCUAUCCCCAGAAAAUGAAAAAGCAGUUUAAUUGGGGGGGGGUGGGGUAUUUUUUUUUUAUUCCCACAGUAAACAUUUUCUUAUUCAUCUCUUUGCCUUUCUUAAAUAAACCAAUGAUAUACAGUAGAAUUUGGAUAUGUUAAAGUCUAGAUUUCCUUUAUAUUCUAUGCGGUUUAAAGAGUGGAAUAUAUCAAAAUUGACAAAAAAUGACUUAAUUGUGAGAACUAAUAUUUAACCAGACAUGUUUUGUCAUAGUGGCUGUAACACAUUAUGCUUGUUUGCACACAAGACUGUCUUGGCCUGUUUCAACUAUUCAGACAUCUCCUUUUUGUUCAGACCUAUAGAGACUUUUAGAUAAACCUGCAAGAAUGUGCUUUUACAAAUUAAAUUUUUUAAAGAAACUCUUUGUUAUUCUGGAGUAAAUGUAUUUAUUUACCAGUA
Molecule: messenger RNA, 4365 nt
Organism: Corapipo altera (White-ruffed manakin)
Lineage: Eukaryota; Metazoa; Chordata; Aves; Passeriformes; Pipridae
Gene: TUB
Product: tubby bipartite transcription factor
Exons: 14
Coding region: 97-1686 (529 amino acids)
Biological process (GO): protein localization to cilium
Cellular component (GO): cilium
Source: RefSeq, a predicted model, not a curated record